AUGUCAGCUGUGGAGAUGAAGGCCAGAGGCUCGAGGAUCCCCUUGCUGCUAUUGCUGGUGACUGUAGUUGCAAUGGCCAAGGUGACUUACAUCCAAAGGUGGGGGGGCUUCAAGGAUAAGGCCACAAGCACGAAAAACAUGAACUCUACCCUCCAUUUCUUCAUCCAAUUCUACAACAAUGCAAGCAACGACACCUACUUGUUUCGAGUUCAGAAGCUAAUUCAAAGUCAGAUGCAGCUGACUUCAGGAGUGGAGUAUUUCGUCACUGUGAAGAUUGGCAGGACCAAAUGCAAGAAAAACGAGACAAAGAAAGCUUCCUGUCCUCUGCAAAGCAGCAAGAUGAAAAAGAGCCUGAUUUGCACAUCACUGAUAUACACUGUGCCCUGGGCAAACUACUACCAGCUCUGGAACAAUUCUUGCCAGGAUCACAGAGUGUCCAUGUAA
Onychomys torridus (southern grasshopper mouse) is the source of this 444-nucleotide messenger RNA. RefSeq names its product cystatin like 1 (gene Cstl1). The record is from RefSeq and is a predicted model, not a curated record. Gene Ontology annotation, molecular function: cysteine-type endopeptidase inhibitor activity. The transcript has 4 exons. The coding region runs from base 1 to 444 and encodes 147 amino acids. NCBI's taxonomy places the organism in Eukaryota, Metazoa, Chordata, Mammalia, Rodentia, Cricetidae.